Drosophila simulans is the source of this 830-nucleotide messenger RNA. RefSeq lists its product as uncharacterized. Gene Ontology annotation, molecular function: odorant binding. Bases 4 to 690 code for a protein of 228 amino acids. Lineage: Eukaryota; Metazoa; Arthropoda; Insecta; Diptera; Drosophilidae. Gene Ontology annotation, biological process: sensory perception of smell. The record is from RefSeq and is a predicted model, not a curated record. The transcript has 3 exons.
GCGAUGGAUGGACGGAUGGGUGCUUGGCUGUGGUUGUGGUGGGGCUUGCAUGAUCCGCCCCAGCAAUGUCAUGGCUAUCGCCGGGUGAUCUACAUCCGAGGCGAUUGGCUUGUACCGGAUGUGCUGGACACGAUUGCGGCGGGUAUAAAUUGCCCGGCGCCGAUUGCUGUCCGUCCACUAUUCACAAGAAGAGCAAAAAUGAUGCAGAGCAACCGGAUGACGACGACGUUGAAGAUGACGAACCUCCUGCUGGCAGUGGCCUGCGCCGCCGUGCUGAUGGGAUCGGCGACGGCGGACGAGGAGGAGGUGUCCAUGACCGUGGACGAGGUGGUGGAGCUGAUCGAGCCCUUUGGCGACGGUUGCACCCCCAAGCCAGAGAGGGAGCACAUCGUCGAGAUGGUGCUGAACAAGGAGGACGCCAAGCACGAGAGCAAGUGCUUCCGCCACUGCAUGCUGGAGCAGUUCGAGCUGAUGCCCGAGGGUCAGCUGCAGUAUAACGAGGACAAGACGGUCGAUAUGAUCAACAUGAUGUUCCCGGAUCGCGAGGACGACGGCCGGCGCAUCGUCAAGACCUGCAACGAGCAGCUAAAGGCCGAGCAGGACAAGUGCGAGGCCGCCCACGGGAUCGCCAUGUGCAUGCUGCGCGAGAUGCGCUCCUCGGGCUUCAAGAUUCCCGAGGUCAAGGAAUGAGGUCAUGGAGCUCUGCCCGCUGGCCCACCAUUGCAUGUUCUCCCCCUUUUUUUUUUUAUUAGUGAUUCAGUUCGAUUUAAUUACCAAAGCUAGAGAACUUGGAGUGGUUUCCUAAACUAAUAAAGCGCCCAACCAACGAA